AAGCGAAUCGAAUUGUUUGCCAGCGUUGCAUCAUGGGACGGGGCCGACUGUUGCGUGUUCUCUUUUUACAGAUGUAUCCUUAAAGCAGCGCGUAUGUUGAGUAGAGCUCCCUAGAGAUGUUGCGCCCAUGUGGAUCGUAGCACCGCCUCAACUGGAACGUUGUCAACCGAUCUAAUUCGCCACUCAUUGGGCUCCGCUGCCAUUAUAUUCUCGCACCGGUGUUAUCACGGUGUGCAGUUCGCUGGAGCCAGCGGGCCGCCCGCGUCAAUAAAGUGAGCCACUCUCGCGGUAGGUCGAUGUGCCAGGUACUACUCACGUGCGUGAGUACAUAAGACUUGUUGGUAUGUGUGUGUGUAUGCGCGUUCACAUCAAAUCAGGCCACCCCCGUCAGGGAGAAGAUCGAACCCCUCACCAAGCGAUUUCCCCUUUAAAGGCGUAACUCCCCCCAUAAGCGAGACACCUGCCAGAAUGGUGAACUACUUCCAUAAGAGGAUUACGACUGGAGUGUAUUCCCCUGGAGUGUUUCUCGUGAGCCUGACAACGCAGGUGCGAUCCAAAUUAAAAGACCAUGGAACUCUGCGCUACCAAUUUUCUUCUCAUGGGCAUUAACUCAAGCUAGAUCUAUAGGCUGGCUUGAAAUCAAUGACUAGAAUGAGGCAAUCUCGGUUUAAAGACUGAAAUUGCGCUAAAUGUCAAAUGCGGAAAGCAGGCGUUCAAUCCUAGUUAUGGCCGGUGAACGUUGGGCUAUUGAUGGAGGGAGACACGGCGGGCCGGCGCCGCUCACGUUGUACUCGCAGGUCGGCGUAAAGAAGCGGAGACAAAAAUCAAACGCCUGUAAGUGCGUCCUGUGCUGUGGCAUGAGGCGAAGAAUAGGCGGGCUCCCUCCUCGUGUCGCCCAAAGUGCCUCUGAUUUGGUCCGGAGAAACAGAUUGGAAAUUAGCGAACCCUGGAGCCAUACUACUUCUGUCGGAAACAAUGUGGCGUGUCCUUGUACUGAACGUUGCACGCGUACAGCUUACUGUGAUUCUAUAGAUGAGUGUCAUCAUAACGUCUACCAUUCCAAUACAACAGGCGAGUGUGGAGCGGGCUCGAGCGAGACAAAUACAACACGUUCCAGGGAACGCCUGCCACUAGUGUAUCUUAGCCAAACAACUACUGCAGCGGGAUCACCAUGCGGAUCACCAAAGCACGUGGGUAAGCGUGAGUUUUUAUUCACAGUGGUGUUUUAUUGGCUCGUGGGUCACGCUCUGUUGAGUUCGAACAGUGUAGUUCAGGGUGCCGCGAUUCCAUCUUCAUCUUAUUUUUCAUCAGCAUCCUCCUCCACGAGCCGCUAUCAACUUGUUUCUCCAGCGCUAAACAACGACACCAUAUUCAUUUUCUUUAACCCAUCGUCCAUCCACGACCUAAAGAUCAACACCCGCCAGUUCGUCUACUUUAACUUCACGCUCUACACCAGACAGAACAGGUUAGGGUUUGCCAAGGGCGCCUACGACUCCCGGUCGAGCACUACCAGAUCUAUACCAGCUUCUUACAACGACCACCACUUAGACUCCUUGGUGACCAUACCAGAAACUGGGGAAUCCACAUUGUCCCCAAUCACCAAAUCAUCCAUCUUCGCUAACAGCAGCAUCUUGCUCAGGUCUUCACUGACAUCUUCUUCAUUCUCACCUACAACAACUUUGACUUCGCUAAAGGAUAACCACGGAAACAGGCCUGUGGAGAGGCUGCCCAAUGCCCCGAGUUACUGGGUCAUGAUAUACUCGGAUGAUGACUCUAUCGCAAGACCAAUGCCCAAUGGCUGGGCUGCGGGCCAUGCCGAUGCCAAAGGAAGCUAUAUUCUAAUGGCUGUAUCCGCUGGACGCCAACACAAUUUCUCUGUAGAGGCUCGUCACAUAGGAAGAGUCACCAUGUCUGUAGCUGUAGUUGGAGAUAAAGGAAUACCUCAGGCUAGCUAUGUCCAAGCCGUUGCUGCCACCCAGUAUCAAGUGACCACAGUCCGAGGGGAAAGGACAGCAGAUAUUGUGUUCAACAGUGCAGCCGCGGCCAUCGCCAUAAUCAUCAGUUUCGGCAUCGGAGCGAUCACAGACCUGGACAGCCUCAAGAGGCAACUCAAGUAUCCAGUGGCACUGAUUAUUGGCUUCUGUUGUCAGUUUAUAAUCAUGCCCGUGUUGGCGUUUGGCAUGGCCAUGCUAUUACCACUUCAGAAGGACAUUAGCUUUGGGCUUUUGUGCGUGGCCUGUGUGCCAGGCGGCGGACUCAGUCACGUAGCGGUCAUCAUAGCGGACGGAGACACUGCCCUCAGCUUGACCAUGAAUUUGAUUACAGUGGUGGCCAUGCUGGGUACAGCGCCCCUCUGGCUGUUUGUACUAGGCCAAUAUUUCCAGACGAACGCAGACGCCGUUCUCAACCCAAGAAUGCUUCCUAUAUAUAACUUCGAGAUUUGGCUGGCAGCCACGUUCUUUGCGUACGCCUUCGGCUUGAUCAUCAAGCGUCUGAGGCCAGCGGUGGCCGACGCUAUUCUGAUGUGGCUGAUCAAGCCGUUCUUACUUCUGGCCAGCAUUCUGUACAUCACUCUGGGAGUAUACAUCAACAUGUACGUUUUUGAGCUAGUCAAUACUUACGCACUGCUGGGAGCUAUGCUGCUCCCCCUGUGCGGCUUCGUAGUCGGCGCCACCAUGGCCGCCAUCUGCCGGCAAAAUCUGGCAUUCGUGAAAACGAUCGCUCUGGAGACGUCCAGUCUCAACUGCCUGGUGGUGAUGGUGGCACUUAGAUUCUCCCUAAAGCAGCCGGAUGCUGACCUCGCCGCCAUGAUACCUAUCUGGGUCAUGUUCACCAUUCCGGGACUUUUCGUCUCCCUGGCCAUCUGCAACAAGGCCAAGGUGGUCGUGGUCCACUACUGGCAGAACAGGAACAACAAAGACAACGAUAUGCAGAACUCUUCAAAGGCGUACUCGGUGAGCUCUUCAGUGGUCAGUCCCCCAGGGACCACCACGCUGUCUGCGCCUCUAGUCACAGCUGACGGUAUGGACGACGACGCUACCAUCAGCACUUUAAGCAACCAAAAAGUCACCGUAUUGUAGAUACAACAGGCAGGACAAACAGCAUUUCAAGUGGUGUUGGAUGAAAACAACGCAAGACAAUGCAAGACUAGUCAGCGCUAGUUACUAUGUGCCAUCAGUUGUGAACUCCAAUUUCAUUUACGGAUACCAAAGUACAAAGCCAUUUUCUUUUUGUUGGAAUUCUAUAAUCUAUGUUAAUAUAUAAUCUGAUUCCCAGCACGGACUCAUCAUGGAGUACAGCAGAUGAAAGGAAAAUGGCUUCAAAUUUGACCAAUACCUCACAUUCUUUUAUUAUAUAACGAAAUAUCUUAUUAUCAUUAGAAAUGUACAUUUCUUCUUUACUUCACACAAAACAGGUCGAAAUGAUAGAUUUGUCUAGUGAUUUAGCAUGUAGAUUUUUUUUUCUAAAUUAUCAAUUAUGCUGAAACUUAUCAGUGCAACUGUAUUUUUAGUUUGUUUUUUUCUUCCUGUUUUCAAUCACUUUUUACAAACUGCACACUCUGUGUCUAAAUAUAGAUUAUGACAACGAGAACACAAUUGAAAGGAACAGCACUUUUUUCUUGCAAUGCUCGUGUCUCCUUUCUGCUAAGGUUUGAGAACAUGUUGAUUUUUUUUAACCGUAAGUCUUGGCCCAGAUGUUACACUAUAUCAAAUGCUAACAUUCAAUGGGGAUGAAAGACCCAGUCACUCAAAUAUUGAUUAUAAAUAAAUAAAAUAGUAGACGUUUGUCGAUUUAAAACAAAAAUGUCCGUGAAAUCUUCAGAUUAAUGUAACUCCAAACUUAGCAGUGACAUGAAAUAUUAACUCCAUACCCUAGUUACCAUUUAUAUAUAUAUGUAUUUAAAGAACAAUUUGUGGGCUGCAUACACCCUAUACUUAGGACUGAAGACACAACAUAACAAACUCUGUAAUAGAAACAGAUUGUUCUGCUAUAGUUAAGACUGAAGACACACACAACAUAAUAAGCUAUGUAAUAGAAACAGAUUGUUCUGCUAUAGUUAAGACUGAAGACACACACAACAUAAUAAGCUAUGUAAUAGAAACAGAUUGUUCUGCUAUAGUUAAGACUGAAGACAUACACAACAUAACAAGCUCUGUAAUAGAAGCAGAUUGUUUCACUAAAACAUCCCAAGCGUGAGUGUUGCCAACACACAAACAAACAAACAACUAUUUUUUCAACGGUCAUACUUCAGAUCAGAUCGUUUUUAAGGUAACCUUCUUAUUGAUUUUGUGGUAAGGAUCUCGAUUACAAAAACGUAACCUAUAUGUUUUUCAAAAAGUAUAGAAAGCUGCCAGGGUUGGGAGACUGUUAAUAAUAAUAGUGGAGGAUAGUGAGUACAGAAAUGGUAUCAAAACAUUUCAUAGUAGCCCUGAAAAAAAAUGUCACUAAAAACUUAGGACUAUUUCAAUUCCAAACAUCGGUUGGUGAAUUCACUAGGAGCUAUUGGACGUGAUGCUCAACGAUAGCUUAUCAUCCCCCCAUAUAACAGGUGACAAAGUGAAUUCAAUUGUAAAAGGAAAUCCUAAUUCUAAUCCCAUAGCACGUUUUUUUUUAAAUAUUUUCAUAAAAAAAGUAUUUUUAAAAAGUUGUUUUUUAAAGACCAUUCUUCCUUUACGAAGCUGAUGGCUUUUUAUUAAGAGCGAUUACUUUGUUCUUAAUAACUAAUGAAUGGGAGAUUUUUAAAAAAAAAAAGGAACACUUUUUACCUCUCCCCAAUUCUCCUCCCCUCCAUUCACCCCUCCCUCCCCGCCCCCCGGUUGUAUAAGAGUACAUACCAUUCUAGUUAGGUGCUACAGAAACAGACAUGGCAACAUGAAAAGAUAGUCAUUUAGACUAGGAUACUGGAUCUAGACAUACGGUAGAGAAGAUUCUAGUUAGGUGAUAGGCCUAUAGAAGAUUCUAGUUAUGCGAUAGACCUAUAGAAGAUUCUAGUUAUGUGAUAGACCUAUAGAAGAUUCUAGUUAGGUGAUAGACCUAUAGAAGAUUCUAGUUAUGUGAUAGACCUAUAGAAGAUUCUAGUUAUGUGAUAGACCUAUAGAAGAUUCUAGUUAUGUGAUAGACCUAUAGAAGAUUCUAGUUAUGUGAUAGACCUAUAGAAGAUUCUAGUUAUGUGAUAGACCUAUAGAAGAUUCUAGUUAUGUGAUAGACCUAUAGAAGAUUCUAGUUAUGUGAUAGACCUAUAGAAGAUUCUAGUUAUGUGAUAGACCUAUAGAAGAUUCUAGUUAUGUGAUAGACCUAUAGAAGAUUCUAGUUAGGUGAUAGACCUAUAGAAGAUUCUAGUUAGGUGAUAGACCUAUAGAAGAUUCUAGUUAUGUGAUAGACCUAUAGAAGAUUCUAGUUAUGUGAUAGACCUAUAGAAGAUUCUCUAAUGAAAACAUAUGGUGAUACCGCUCUGUGUGUGUGUUUAAGAUAUAGAUUGUUUAGACCUGCAGACCAAAUUUAAUUUGAAGAAUAUUAUACUUUGAAAAAUUAUAACCUCAAACCCUGUGUAGUAAUUCUGUUCCCAAAGAUUUACAUAAACUGUCAAAUUUCUAGGAAAAUCGUUAGAGCCGUUUAUGAGAUCAGCUGUUUGUUUUUUCAUCCCAUUAAGAAUUAGCGAGCUGUUAAGAGGAAUUGUAAUAAACUGUAUUGUUUCGUCAUUAGUGGUUUUAUAGCUCACUAUUGAUAGUUUCUAAGAUAAUAAUAGGGAAAAAAAUAAUUUUGCCUUGAGAACUGGUCAAGGAAUGAAAGUAGAAAUUAGUCGAAUUAUCGUUUCAAUGACAAUGAUUGAUCAAAGCUAUCAUUCAAUGUUUCCCUCGACAAGAUAGUAUCUUGUGUUGCUUUCAAUCAGCUAUGGCCAAUGUGAUACAGAGUUUAGAUGUGAUACAGAGUGUGAAUAGAUGUGAUGCAGAAUGUACUGUAAUGAUACAGUGUGUAGAUGUAUAUGAUUCAUUGUGUAGUGGUAACGAUACAGAGUGUAGAUAUUAUGUAAGAACAAACCCCUGACGUUCUCAAAAAGAGAUUCCAGUUCUCGUUAAAAAAACAAAACAAAACAAAAAAACAUAACUGUAUUUAUAAAUUAAGGUGGAAAUCGGGGUGGGAGGAGUCUUGGCGACCUUAUGUUAAAGUAAACAAAGCUCCAUACACAAACAUUUGGAGUUCAAUGAUAACUUGAGUUCAAUAUUUGUGUUAGUCACUAGAGCAGAGGCUUGUGGAUUUGAUCAACUGCAUUCCCCUCCCUCUCUUGCUAAAAGUGAAAGUGUAGUAGUGUAGCCCGAAAUGUCCGCUCAUUACAUUCGAAACAAACUGUACUGGACGACUGACUACUCUGUAAUGAAAACAAAAAAAGGGAGGGCAGGAUGGAGGGAGGGCUGGUUAACCUGAAACCAAAAACAAAAAAAAAAGGAAGCAAGUGAAUGCCAGAUGCCAAUCCAGAAGCACGAUGGUCUACAUUUUAAUUCCAAACAAACGUUUAAGAAUGAUUCCUAAGAAGUUGUUGCGAGCUAUUUUCAACGUGUUUACCUCCCCUUUGAAACCAAUUGAGUGCAGGGCGACCCCAGAAGGGAGUGAUAAUUGUGAGCGUCCUUUACAUACCAAUAAUACAUGGUAAAACUAGAUCUAGAUGAUUAAAGAGAUGGCAUUUUGUAAAAUAAUCUAACAAAUGUGAAUUUAUAAAAUGGUGUCAAUGUCAGCUAACCAUGUUUGAAAUAUGUUUGAAAGCAUAGCACGCAUAGUCAGUUAUAUCUGUAAUGUGAAAUGAUCAAAAUGGCAAUAGACCCUGCAUGGUCUCCUGUACAAGUAUUUCUAGCACUAAGAACAAUGUUACAACAAUGACUUCAUAAUAUGCUGUGCUAGUGAAACUGAAAUAUUGCUGCAAUAAUGAAUGAAAUAAUUAAGAAUAUUUUGCUAAAGAACGUUACAUUCUCAAAUAGAUCAAGGUUUCAGAAAACGUUCAAUUCUCAAAUAGAUCAAAGUUUCCAGAAAAUUUUCAAUUCUCAAAUAGAUCAAAGUUUCCAGAAAAUGUUAUUAUUUUGUUCCCCCCCCCCCCAAAAAAAAGGGGGGGGGGUCCCGAUGUGACGAGUAUUAUUAACUUUUCUUUUAAAAAUGUUUUGAAUCAACACACUAGAUCUAGACAUAUAAAUGAAAAUUAAAUUGACCUACUAUUGUCAUUAAUUGAAUGUCAACAAUAAUUCUCGUAUACUUCAAUAUCAGAAAAGCAAUUAGAUCUGUGAACCAACACAAACUAAUUAGGUUUCUUAAGUAAUGGAACUGUCGUUAGCAAUGCUACAAUGUAACGUAGAUUGACAAAUAGCAAGCAAGUCAACUCACAGAGCAACAAACGCAGAGCGCCUGUUUCGGUUCAAUUAUUGUUUUAUUGUGAAAAGAGUCACCAAAAGGGAACAAGAUGGACGUGUUAUUUUGUUUUGAAUCUCCAUUUUGGUUAGACGCCAAUGUGCGAGACUUUGUUGAUGUUUCUCUUCUUUCUUCUCGAUCAACUGUAUAUGCAACUCCCUUAGAUAGACUACAGUCUCCCAUGUUUGUGUCUAGUGGUCGCCCCCCAAGAACUUUGUGAUACUUGUACAUAGAUUGAGUAGUCCAUUGGUUUGUUAUUUCUUUCACACAAUGUAAAUAAAUUAUAGCCUAGAUAUUUGUUUGUACAUCUUUGUUUUGUUGUCAUGAACUCAAGCCACAAGCAAAUAUAUUCGCUGAUUGGAUAGUAAGAUCGGAAAGAGCUUCGUAUUACUUUUGUUCAUUGUCCAGAGCUGUGUACGUAAAAGACUGGCCACUAUUCCCACCAUUUAUGUUUUAAAAGCAGUGUGUACACUACGUAUAUAUUGAUCUAUUGACAAGUGUAAUCUUAAGAGACUGUCGUCAGAAUCAUAAGCUAAUGGCAGUCGUGAAACUGCCGAGAAAAGUUGCAUGCCAUGAACUGUCAAUCAAUUUCGUAGACUGGUUCAGCAUCGAUCUACAUCAUUUAGCAAUUAUUUUGAUUUAAUUAUUAACAUACGUUCGACACAGGCAGAACACAAUGUGAAUAUAGUCCAUGUGCACUGGCGAGUAACAUAAUUUUACCUAUAUAUAUAUAAUAUCAAAAUUAAGCAACAUUCUGAGACUAGCUUGGAGUGCAUUGUUUCUUGUUUCUACUAUGUGCCAAUGAGAAGCGAAGACAAUGGUUUCGAGGAGCGGGAUACACUCAACUUUGAAGAGUGACAGGCUUCACAUUGCAAGAGAAUGUUGUCACAUCUACAAACACACAUUGAAAACACAAAAUGGAGACAUCAAAAGAACGAGAAACAGAUGAAGGAAGGGAGACAAACCAAACUGAAACCAAAUGUAUUUAGUGCACUGCAACAUUGGGACGCCAACACUUUCGGCAAUGUUAUAAGAUAAGCACGGGGAAGAUUUGGAGGACUUAAAGCAAGGGCAUAAGAAAAUAGCGUAUUUUAAUUGGUCAGUAACAGUCUUUAUGCAAACGACUUUGUCCAGCACUAAGAAACAACAACAUUUGAGAGUUGUUUUUUUUUUCCCCGGGCCUCAGUGUUUAGAGCGUUCCCUUCAAAUGUUUCUUCCCGGGCCUCAAUGUUUAGAGCGUUCCCUUCAAAUGUUUCUUCCCGGGCCUCAAUGUUUAGAGCGUUCCCUUCAAAUGUUUCUUCCCAGGCAUCAGUGUUUAGAGCGUUCCCUUCAAAUGUUUCUUCGCAGGCCUCAAUGUUUAGAGCGUUCCCUUCAAAUGUUUCUUCCCAGCCAUCAGUGUUUAGAGCGUUCCCUUCAAAUGUUUCUUCCCAGGCCUCAGUGUUUAGAGCGUUCCCUUCAAAUGUUUCUUCCCAGGCCUCAGUGUUUAGAACGUUCCCUUCAAAUGUUUCUUCCCGGGCCUCAGUGUUUAGAAUGUUUCUUCCCAGGCCUCAGUGUUUAGAACGUUCCCUUCAAAUGUUUCUUCCCAGGCCUCAGUGUUUAAAAUGUUCCCUUCAAAUGUUUCUUCCCGCCUUGAAGAACUAUAGUGUAAUAACAGAGAGACAAUACAAUGACGUUUACAUUAUGUUAAUUCCUUGUUGUCGCUCCCACAAAACGCAUACUUUGUGAUGUCACCUAGCUAUGAUCAAACUGUUGAGUUUGAAGCUAUUGUCUGAUGGAGAAGAAUCAACGCCUUCUACCUUCGUUAAACAUUUGAAUUGGAAGUCAUUGUUGUUGACACAUUGAUAUGUUAUAUAUUACUUCAUAUUACAAAACGCGUAUUAAUAAGAUGUUUCUAAGAUUCGUGUGUACAUGAUAUUAGAAUUUAAUCCCAUGUACAAAGUUCAUCUUUUGUAAGUGGAGCUCAUGGAUAGACAAUCAAUGAUUGCAUGAUAUCCAGUAUUUGUUAGACACUAUGACUCUAAAAGUUUCAAUAUGUUUGUAUUUUCUAGUCAUAGUUUCUAUUCCUGCACGGUUCACUGAAGAUGACACUAGAAGGUUCAAUGACGAGGCCAUUAGAGGGUUUACUGACGAGGCCACUAGAAGGUUCACUGACGAGGCCACUAGAGGGUUCACUGACGAGGCCACUCAUCCUGUCUUUGUGCUAACAAUUUCUUGUCUUGUCUUUUUUUUUUAUUAUUUAAACAUUGCGAUUCCAACGAAAAUAACGAGACAAAACAAAUGGGGACUUCGCUGAUUAUCUCCCUUGUAUGCAUCUUCCUUUAUAUGUUAGUAAGUUUUUUUAUUGAUAUAAAUCAAACUUUUAGUCUGCUGUGUACUGUAUACAUUUAGUGUGUACUAUGUAUGUUUAGCUUGUAUAAUUAUAAAAUGACUCUACAAACGUUUUCCACUGCUGUACAGAUAAAACAUGCGCUGCACACUGGGAAUGUUUGGUCUCAUCCAAUCGGAUGUUUUCCUGGUUGAGCAGAAGCCACUUCCAAGCAAACUUCGGUUGACAGCCCACUUUGUUUUACUUAUUAUGCAAACACAUAUUUCUUUUCCUUAUUAUCACGUUGUCUACUGAUGGAGAAAUCCAUUGAUUAUUAGAUCACUUCUAAUUGGAGUUUUUUCAUGUAAUUUUUUUUUUAUGAAAACCUUCAAAGAACUUUGUAAAGUGUGUUUAUUUGUAUUGUCUAUUUAACUAUUAAAAGAAAAAUGUGAGUUACAUAAUUUGUUUUAUUAAUCUUCACGACUUUCCAGAGCAAAUUGUUUUUUUUUUUUGUUACUGAUUAAAGACUUACACCAGAAUUGUGACUAAGCACGGGUUUAGUUGACUGUUAGGAAAUUAGCCCAUAUGUCCACAAGUAGUAUAGUUAGCAAUUCUAUGUUAUAACUGAUGAAAUACUAUGUGGCGCUCACAUGGUUACAGUCACUAGUCUAGUUUCUGUUUUUGUAAUGUUUACACAUUUCUUGUUUAAACUACAAGUGACGUCGUGGCUUUCUUUCAACGAUAUUUUUUUCUGUCAUUAGUUGAUUUAGUCUCAAGUGUCAUCCAGAGUUUGGUUUAUUUCUUGUUUAAUGUUGAGUCGAAUGUCAAAUCUUUUUACUGUUUUCUAAGAAUAAACUUUACACAUUGUUUACAGA
Messenger RNA from Biomphalaria glabrata, 10572 nucleotides. RefSeq lists its product as uncharacterized. Bases 690 to 3080 code for a protein of 796 amino acids. NCBI's taxonomy places the organism in Eukaryota, Metazoa, Mollusca, Gastropoda, Planorbidae. The record is from RefSeq and is a predicted model, not a curated record. The transcript is spliced from 5 exons. Gene Ontology annotation, cellular component: membrane.